AUGCACAGAAACCUUGCACAACACACAAAUAUCAAACGAGAAAGCUCAACUUUCUGGAUGAGAAGCAUCGAGCAAAAUGGCCAAAGUCCAUUUGCCCCGACGGGCUAUCAAGUGUGGAGAAAUGGUAUGGAUUACGGUGCUGCAGGUGAUGGUUUGACAGACGAUACCGCAGCUAUCAAUGCAAGCAAUAUCAUAUGCUCUCCAAUUAUUCAAUACUACAACACCGAGAUACUGGGAGAUCCUACCGACCUGCCAAUGAUUAUUGCUGCAUCAAGUUUUGUUGGACUUGGUGUUAUUACGUCUGACGUCUACAUUGGAACUACGGAAGGCUGGAGUAUCAAGAACUUCAUAAUGGAUAUAACUCGUACUCAACUGAAUGCUCAGGUCUGCGCUAUACAUUGGCAGGUUGCCCAGGGAACAUCACUGGAAAACAUUCAUUUUGUCAUGUCAUCUGAGGAGGGUUCGACUCAGCAAGGAAUAUAUAUGGAAAAUGGUUCUGGAGGCUGGCUAUCUGAUUUAACAUUUGUCGGUGGCAUGUUCGGUGCAUAUUUUGAUCUCAUGGGACUGGGCCUGGACCAUGCAAGGAUAAAUAUCAAAAACUGUGGAACUGGAAUUAAUGUCCUUGGAGAGGCAGGAGGCUCUCUAGGAACAUCCAAAAAUGUCGGAUCUUUGACCUUACUAGAUCUUGUCAUCGAGAACACACCAAUUGGAAUCGAGACCUCUCUCUUUUCCACGAAUUCAACCUCAUUAUUGAUCGAGAAUGCCUAUCUUAACAAUGUCUCAAAGGUCGUCACAAACAAUCAAAAUGCCCACACAUUACUAGCUGGCAGCUCCGACGUCACUACCAUUGAUUCGUGGAGAUUUGAUGUGACAACUUAUGGGGCAGUAGGAGAUGGACAAACAGACGAUACAGCUGCCUUAAACUCUAUUUUUGCCUUCGCGGCCAACAUGUCCUCGAUAGUUUUCAUACCUUUCGGAGUGUACAAGAUCUUCGACACAGUGCAUAUACCAGUCGGGUCGAGAAUUGUUGGGCAGGCUUGGGGUCAAAUUAUGGCCACAGGAGACAAGUUUCAAGACAUCAAUAAUCCAAGAGUUGCUGUACAAGUGGGAAAUUCCGGAGAUAUAGGUGUCAUAGAAAUUCAAGACAUGAUGUUCACCGUUUCCGGUCCAACUGCCGGUGCGAUAUUGGUUGAAUGGAAUGUUCAUGAGAUUAUCCAGGGAUCUGUGGGCAUGUGGGUUACGUGUGUCUACUAUGUUAUCAUUUUUAUACUAACUUCUCCAGAUACUCACAUUCGCGUUGGCGGUGCAAUUGGCAGUGAUCUCCAACUAGCAGAUUGUCCAAAGCUAUCAGGAGAGAUCAAUUCUCAAUGCGUGGCGGCAUCACUUCUGUUCCAUAUGACACCAAAGUCAUCUGGGUAUAUCGAGAACUCGUGGAUGUGGGUUGCAGAUCACGAUAUGGAUGUCGUUACCCAGGAUCUGAUCGAUGUCUAUUCAGGUCGUGGACUUUUAAUCGAAAGUCAAGGACCAACCUGGCUAUACGGCACCGCAGUUGAACAUAACGUUUUAUAUCAAUAUCAGGUUUCCGGGGCAAAGGACAUAUUGAUGGGUGUAAUUCAAACAGAAUCACCAUAUUUUCAAGUCGCCUCCGCUGCACCAAAUCCUUUUACUUCAAGUCUGGGUCUCUUCGCCAAUGACCCAACGUUUGGUGACUGCAAGCCAGGUUCUCUGAGCUGUGCAGUGUCAUGGGCUAUUAGAAUAAUUGACUCUGUCAGUAUUUAUGUCUUGGGUGCGGGCUUGUACAGUUGGUUUCAGCAAUAUGAACAAACCUGUCUUGCUACCGAAAGUUGCCAAGACCGAAUCUUUAGUGUAGAGCAGAGUACAGAGAUCUGGGUUUACAAUCUAGUCACAAAAGGCUCAACUGAAAUGGUCAGUCCAGUCAAUGGAGUGGCCACGUUCUCCUUGCCCAAUCAAGGUGGCACCGUAGCUUCACUACUAGCUUGGCUUGAGGGGCAGAUCAAACCAUCGGGAUUCGAACCUUCACCGGGUGCCCCUCCAGCGAUGCUAGGUGGAUUUAUUUGGCAAGGUUACAACGAGACUUGCUUGAAAGAUCCCGCGAGUGGACAUUAUUGCAAUGCGCCUCAAAAUGAUGCAGUCAUCUCAAUAUUCAGCUUACGCCGGAACAUAUUCAUCAAUCCUAGCUUAUGUUGCGAAGCUUGCAGCUUAGGAUCUUCAACAGAUAUCUUGCCUCCACUGAUCGAUGAAACACCAUCUCAGGCUUCUCCUUGCGUAUUGGGAAAUUACUAUACAACAAGCGCUGGAGACACAUGCGACACAAUCUCACUAGCUCAUAAUGUAUCCUCUGCGUCUCUUUUCAUUGGAAAUGCAGCCAUCACAAAUCGCGCCAAUAUCAUCCCUGCAACGAAUUUAUGUCUUCCCAUACAAUGUCAACGCACAUACAACCUCCAGCACAACGAUGUAUGCGGAUCUCUAGAAUCUACCUAUAAUCUUGGACCAUUUGGUCUCCCUGGCUUCAAUCCCUGGAUAACUUUUGAUUGUACUGGACUCCAGCAGAGCUCCACAGUAUACGGUACCAUUCUCUGUCUUUCACCACCAGGUGGAACUUAUAAUCCAACAGUAACCAGUGGGCACAACACCAAUCCAUUUAACAAACGAUCCGUACUCUACUUCCCGUCAAGAUCCCCUGUGAGUUCUACUAUCGCCAAUAGAACUACCCUCAAUUGCGGCGUGUGGUACACAGUAGCCCCUGGUGACGAUUGCCCGAUUCUCAGUAUCUUCUUCGGUCUCACCGCGGGACUACUGAUGCAAAUCAACCCUUCAUUACCAAGUCAAAACUGCAGCUAUGGUAUUAUGGCCAACAUUACAUACUGUAUAUCUCCUCUAUGGGCCUGGGAUACGACACCAAUAGAAUCUGACACUAUGGAUGCAGCGGCAUACGCUGGAGCCUCUGCUGCAGCCUCUGUUUCUUGGUUAGCUUCUUGGUCUGCAGCUCAAAGUGCAGCUCAGACCACCAUGGAGAGUUCUGCACCAACGAGCUCCUAA
Messenger RNA from Botrytis sinoallii, 3060 nucleotides. RefSeq lists its product as uncharacterized. The transcript has 14 exons. Gene Ontology annotation, molecular function: polygalacturonase activity. The coding region runs from base 1 to 3060 and encodes 1019 amino acids. Lineage: Eukaryota; Fungi; Ascomycota; Leotiomycetes; Helotiales; Sclerotiniaceae. The record is from RefSeq and is a predicted model, not a curated record.